Molecule: messenger RNA, 1179 nt
Organism: Coccidioides immitis RS
Lineage: Eukaryota; Fungi; Ascomycota; Eurotiomycetes; Onygenales; Onygenaceae
Exons: 2
Coding region: 1-1179 (392 amino acids)
Source: RefSeq, a predicted model, not a curated record
AUGAAGGCAAAUCGGUCAUUGUUAUUGAAAAACAAAACGGGUCAGGUGGGCCACACCGAGACAUAUAUUGAUCCUGCGACCGGCACCACAAUUGAUAUGGGGGUCCUGAUCUGGCACAACAUUACAGUUGUAAAGGACUACUUUAAACGAUUCGAUAUCCCAAUCACUAAUUCUGCUGGUUUCUUUCAAUCUGCGUUAAACUAUGAUUUUCGUACCGGAAAAGAAGUCACAACUCCAUCGGAAGCGGAGGUAUCCGCAGCCUUCGCAGCCAAUACGACACAGAAUUCCAAAUACCCCGGGUUGAACGAUGGGAUAUUCCUUCCAAGCCCUGUGCCCGAGGAGUUGUAUAUGCCUUUUGGUGAGUUUGUACAGAAGUAUGGACUUCAAGCGGCGGUUCCCACCAUGUUCAACUACAAUCCGGGUGUCGGAAAUAUACUGGCGAAUCCAACGCUUGAACAAUUCCGAUACUGCGGAUUGAAUACGGUGCGGUCCUUAUCGGCUGGCUUUCUGACUACGGCCCGGCAAAACAGCAGCGAGCCGUACUCCAGAGCCGAAAUAGAGUUGUCUUCGUCCUCAAGUCUUCUCCUUGAUUCCAAGGUCGCGUAUGCGGAUCGAGGCGAAGGAGGGGCAGGUAUCAAACUCGUUGUUCGUACACCCCAAGGCUACAAGCUUAUUCUCGCGAAGAAGCUCCUCAUUGCCAUACCCCCAAAGCUUGACUUCCUAGCCCCGAUGGACCUUAGCGACAAAGAAAAGAGAACUCUUUGGAAAGAUUCGGAGUACAACUUGCCUCCUCUCCCGGGAGUGUACAGCUUCGCCCCAUCUAGACUUCCCGGAUUGCAAAUGGUCGCCUACGCCACUCCGCAGAGUCCUAAAUCCUUUCCCCUGUCUAACGCGAUGGUGAAGGCGGACAUAAUAAGGACCGUCAAGAGACUUCAGAAGCAAAAUCCGGACAAGUUUGGCCAAACAGAUCCUGAAUUUGUUGAUUUUAGAUCGCAUGCCCCGUAUACUCUUCAAGUCAGUGCUGAGGAUAUUAAGGUCGGAUUUUAUGAGAAGCUGUAUGCGUUGCAAGGCCCAAGAAAUACGUACUGGACUGGCGCGGCAUUCAGGGGGGAAGAUAGUAGUUUACUCUGGAAGUACGUGGAGGAAAUAGUGGUGCCGCAAAUGCUUGCAGGUCCAUGA